GGCGGCCCGGCCGCGGCGCCCCCACGGCGCUCUGCCACUUGUCCCCAGUCCCAGAGCCUCAGCAUGUCGGAGACCGCUCCCGCCGCUCCCGCCGCCGCCCCCCCGGUGGAGAAGGCCCCGGUGAAGAAGAAGGCAGCCAAGAAGCCUGCCGGGGCGCGCCGCAAGGCGUCCGGGCCCCCGGUGUCCGAGCUCAUCACCAAGGCCGUCGCCGCCUCCAAGGAGCGCAGCGGCGUGUCCCUGGCCGCGCUCAAGAAGGCGCUCGCGGCCGCCGGCUACGACGUGGAGAAGAACAACAGCCGCAUCAAGCUGGGCCUCAAGAGCCUGGUGAGCAAGGGCACCCUGGUGCAGACCAAGGGCACCGGCGCCUCGGGCUCCUUCAAGUUCAACAAGAAGGCGGCCUCCGGGGAGGCCAAGCCCAAAGCCAAGAAGGCGGGCGCGGCCAAGCCCAAGAGGGCCUCCGGGGCGGCCAAGAAGCCCAAGAAGGCCGCGGGGGCGAGCACCCCCAAGAAGAGCGCCAAGAAGACCCCCAAGAAGGCCAAGAAGCCCGCGGCGGCGGCUGUCGCCAAGAAAGUGGCCAAGAGUCCGAAGAAGGCGAAGGCUGCCAAGCCCAAGAAGGCCGCCAAGAGCGCAGCUAAGGCUGUGAAGCCCAAGACUGCCAAGCCCAAGGUUGCCAAGCCCAAGAAGGCUGCACCCAAAAAGAACGGGUCCCCGAGCCUCAUUUUCGGCAGACGUCAACUUCCCCAAACCGGAGACGUUUUAAAGGAUUUCUGUGCGGCCCCAAGUCCAACAGUUUCGACGCGAGGAGCAAAAUAUGGGUAAACAGUUGGGAAGCGUAUGCGUGUGUGUGGGGGGUGUCUCUAAUGAAGGGCUUUCGUGUAUAUUCACGAUGUUAUCUGUGGGUUUUUAUAUUCGUGGCGUUUCUUCUGGACGGAGAAGGUCCUAGUCCCGUUUAUAUUCUGGUGAGCACAGAUUUUCUUGAGACAAGUUCCAGGAACGGGCUCCUGAGACCUGCAGCUCAGUUCUUUGUCCAUUGCCACGAUGACGGAUCUAGUCGUUAAUUAAUCUAGAUUCGUUCCCCCAUUCCUGGUGGGGACCACGGGUUUCGUCCCUGCCCGCAGCGCCCCUCCCGACAGACUGGGGAUACUCUGACGUCCGUUGUCGGGAGUAGAAAGACCUCCACUUCCUUGAGAGCGCUUCGCGCGCGCGCGCACACACUCAGCAAGGCAGAAUUUUCCCGUGGUUACUUCCCAUAAUUUUUGUGCUGUUAAUUUCACAUUUAAAACAAUUGAGCCCUCUGUAUUUUGUUGUAAGGUUUAAUAAAUGUAUACAACCCUUCCAUUUCUGACCCCCCUCCCCUCCCUCCCCUACCCCCAUUUUGAGAUGCCACCUUUAUCAUGGGCUAAAUUCCUUGGGUAGUUGGGGUAAUUCUUGGUUUUCUACUUUGUUCCUUUGAUCUUCCUUGGCCAUUCCUCAAGUGUGAUCACACUGUUAAGUAUUGUUCACAGGACUAUUUUCAAUGCUGAGAAUACAUGACCUAUAGUAGGUAUUAAAAUAAAAAUUGAAUGUUUAAUAAACUGAGAUGUUAUGACUGAUAGCUGAUAGAGCUCAUUCCCUCUCGUUGCUCUUCUUUCUCAGAAUUUCCUGGUUAUUCUAUUUUUUAUUUCGUUUUUCCAAAUGUAAUUUAAGAUGCUUCCUUCCACCUCUUCACCCCUCCAUUACGCAUAAAAACCCCUCAAUACUGUAUGAGUAGUUUCUUUGGGAUGAUGUUAGAUUUACAAAUUAAUUUGGGGAGAUGAAUUUUCCUAUUCAAAAACAUUUUAUGUUCCCCCCCCUUUUUUCCCCAAAUACUUUGUAUCUGUGGAGAAUGUUUCAAAUUUUCUCCAAAUAUAUCUUCAUAUUUCUUAUUACCUUUAUUCCCAGAUAUUUUGUCAUCUUUUUACUGUUGAAAUGGCAACCUAUGAGAUUUAAGCUUGAGGACCAGCAUCCCAUAAAGUGCACACUGAAGAAGAUAGCCAGUUAUGGAAGGGAUCUAUGCCUGUCUGAAUUAACAACCUCUAGAACAGUGCUGUCUAUAGCCACAUAAAUAAGGAAAAAUGAAACAGGUGAAAUCAAUUUUAAUAACAGUUUAUUUAACCUAACAUAUCCAAAAGAUUCUCGUUCAACAUAAAAGCAAUAUAAAAAUAUUUAUGAGAUAUUUCACAUUCUUUUUUGUUUCUCAUAUUAUGUCUUUGGAAACUCUAUGCAUACAGCACAUCUCAGUUCCUGCUAACCUGUUUGAAGAGCUCAGUUAGCUAUAUGUGGCUUGUGGCAACCAUAGGGACAAUAAAACUCUAGAAUGCCGUUUGGUCCCUAAUAUCUCGGUCUUCUCUAACCUCAUCUUUGGCUUAAUGUUUGCAUGUCAGUGUGUCAAUAUACUCUUUUCUGUGGCCUAAACUUUUGGUGAAGUGUCUGACCUUAAAGGAUGGUUGACUGGUCCAAAGGGCAUUGGGCCAAUAUGAACCAUCAAAAAUUUUCUUCCAAAAACUGGAAUUGAGUUACAGAAACUGAGGUGACCUGAUGUCCGGGGAACUGCCUUCUUAGACACUCGGUAGGAGAAACCGAGAGGUUUUGUGAAUAAAAAGAGCAGAAUGGGACCAAGUACAGAGCAGAGCAGAGAGGAGAGAUGCAUAGAGGGGUGUUCUCUGGGCUCCUGACAUCGGAGUUCUUGGUUCUCCUAGCCAUCGGAACUCCUGCCACUGAGGUCACCUUGCUUGGCUCAGGUUGGGUCAAGUUGUAGCAACCAGAAGACUUCAUUAAGACACUUCAAAUAGAAUCCCAGUUAGUGCUUAUGGUUAUGGCAUAGUGAAUAUCCAUGCUCCCUUUCUCUUUCAAAUGCUUUCAAGUCCACACACCUUUGGAGUUUAUAUAUUUGCAGUUGAUCCUCACAUUGAAUGUCUCCUGCAAACAUAUCUGCCUAGGGAACGGGUGUCCUUUACUUUCAAAUGAAAUGUAUUCAUCAAAAACAAAUAUAAUCACCCUUCUCUAGUAAGGCUAAAGGGAGAGUUCAUUCGCAGAGAGCUAAAAGUUCUCAUAAAAAUCUCUAAUUUCACCUAGACUUUAGAUACAAUCUUCACCAAUGUUUCUUUGAUUUUUGUUCCAUUCCCUCACCAGUGUUCACAAAGUUGACUGGGUUAAGUCUGAUACUGUAAGCCAUUCAUUAGACUCUAAUUUGGCCGCUUUAAGAAAAAGGUCCUUGUCUUGAUUUUUAGUUUAUGAAGUCUAGAUUUUAUUUUGACAUUAUUAAUAUUAUCAUUUUCAAUGUUCUACUUAUGAUCAUAUUGAUAAUGGCAAUAAUAAAUUCAAAUAAUUGCCCAAACAUGGCUGAUUAGCCAGAACUGCAUAAACUAAACUGCUGAUUGAUAAGUCAACAAUGAAAAUUCAUGAUCUCAUGUCCAUGUAUGACAAAAGCAUGAGUAACACAGAAAUUAAAGGCUACUUGUAAUGCAUUGUAAUGCAUUAUGCCAAACUUUUUUUUCCUGCCAUACAUAGUGCUCUCUCUCAUGGCUGAAAAAUAUCCUAUUACUUCUCAUAGGGAAAGUUCUAGGUAUCAUUCUAUGCCUGAGGGAAGUGGAGAAAGUAACUUUGGGUUGAAAUUCAUGCCAGAGAUGAACAGGUCCAGGAGAAGCAAGAUUACACAUUAGAGGAUUUCACAGUGGAGGGAUUUAGGGCAGAGUGGGAGCAAUAGCAUUGAGAGCUAGCAUUUCCUGAGCUCUAAUUUACAAUGUGCCAAGUAUUGUUGCUCAUCACUCUACACUUAUUAUCAAACACCUUGUCAAGCACUUUGAGGUAGGUGUCAUUAAUACUGGGGAUUGGUGAUAUCAAGAAUAUAGCUAGGGGCACCUGGGUGGCUCAGUUGGUUAAGCGACUGCCUUCCGCUCAGGUCAUGAUCCUGGAGUCCCUGGAUCGAGUCCCGCAUCGGGCUCCCUGCUCAGCGGGGAGUCUGCUUCUCCCUCUGACCCUCCCCCCUCUCAUGUGCUCUCUCUCUCUCAUUCUCUCUCUCAAAUAAAUAAAUAAAAUCUUAAAAAAAAAAAAAGAAUAUAGCUAGUUUCCUAUCAGUGAGCCAGUGUAAUUAUCCUCUGUAUGCUAGUGCUUUUCCUCAGAAAUACAAUAAGAGCUAUAUAGGUUAUUUGACAUUUUCUAGUAGCCACAUUUAAAAGAGUAAAAAAACAUGUAAAAUCUAUUUUAAUAGUAUAUUAACUCACUGUAAGAAAAAUAUUAUUUCAACAAGUUAUCGAAUAUAAAAAAUAUUAAGGAGGGUUUUUUAUUCUAUUUUUCAGACAGCUCUUUGAAACCUGGUACGUAGUUUACCUUUAAAGCUCAUUCUAAUUUGGACUAGCCACAUUUCAAGUGCAUAAUAGCUAUCCAUGGCUAGUGGCUACUAUCUUGGACAAUAUAGCUCCAUAGUAAACACUCUGGGGAAGACACAAGCAAAUUCUGCUCUGUAGCAGAAUCCAGAUGUUUCCAAGGAAAUGAUUAUUCUGACCUGGUCCUGAAGCCCAGAGAGCAUCCUUAAGACGUGAUGUGUCUUCUACUCAUUCUACCCACUUCGUCUCAUACCAGGCCACUGAGCAGAGGACUCUGACAAUAGAAGUUAGCCAGGCCACUGCAUCUCCUACCCAGCUAGCCUAAUCUGUAAGACAGGAGCAACUAGAUCUAAGAAUCCCUUUCUGGGCAAUCUGAUUGAUCAGAGGAUAUUUUGAGUGUAGGUUUGGUGUGAGAUUGCCUGUCAAUGAUAUUUAGUAGUGGUAUGAAUUUGGCCAAUUAACUAAAAUCUCUUAGGCUAAAGUUCUUCCUCUGUAAAAUGGACACUGAGAGAACUUGACUUUCAGUGUUGUAUGAAGAAUGAUAUAGGGGUGCCUGGGUGGCUCAAUCGGUUGAGCGUCUGACUUGAUUUCAGCUCAGGUCUUAAUCUCGGCGUCGUGAGUUUGAGCCCUGAAUUGGGCCCUGUGCUGGGCGUGGAGCCUACUUAAAAAAAAAAAAGGUAAAGAAUGAUAUAUAACAAUUCAGGCCUAUCAGUUCAUGUGGUACUUGACCCAUGGAAAACUAUGAAUGUUAGCUAUUAGACUGACUCCAAUGAAAACAUGGUUUUAUUGUUCCUCCCAUGGGGACCUCUCUAAAGGAAGAUGAUAUUCAGUCCAGAAUAGAUCCCUAACACCCUGCAAUAUUGUCCCAGAGAACUCACAUUUACACUGAAAGGGUUCAAAUUGCUCGGAGUUGACUUUAUAUCCUCCCCACUAAGUUUUGUCCUCCUGGUAUCUCUGAGAAUGGUACCACCAUCCAAAGCAGCACGCAAAGCAAAGCUCGGAUUAUCCCCGGGGCCUACAAGUCAUCCCAAACUAGCGAUUCUCAACUCCUAGGGCUCUCUGCUAAGGUGUGUUAGAAGAGUGGUAGGAAGGCAGGGGAAGGCCAUGUAUAUAAUUUAGAAAAGCAUAGACAGUGUUCAGAAGCACAUUUACCCUGAAGCUAAUGAAACUCAAAUGUUAGGCUCAGUACUUCAAAAGCCCUGAGAGGGGCUCUUGGGAGUGUGUUCACUUGGUCUCUCUCUCUCUCUCUCUUUUUUAAUAAUUUCAAUGUUAAGAUAUUUUAUUCAUAGCUGGUUAAACCUGUUGUUUAUUGCCACUCAAUCUUCCCUUUCGUAUUACAAUUCACCUUUUGCCUGAUUAUGUUGGGAUACUGAUGAACACAUUUGGAUUUGGGUAAGAGAAAAUUCACUUCAUGUAUGUUUAGUUUAGGGUUAACAAGAUCUAAAAUUUGCAGAUGUGCUCACAUAUAGUUCAGUUGUUCUAGCCAAUCGGAUGUAAGAGUGGUUUCGAGUAUACUCCUAUUGCUCACUGACAAACUCACCUGGAUUUCAGACAUGAAGAUGUAGUACCAGAUAUCAUAUAAUGACAUCUAUGUAUUUGUAGCAACCGCAGUGGGAGUAAAGGUGUAUAGUACAGAAGAAUCAAGAUUUGAAAUGUAUAGAGCUGAAAGCUAGUCCAUGAAGAAUCCUAAAUUUUACAACUCACAUAUGGAAGAAGCUUGACAAAGGAUUUCCCAAAUUUGAAAACAGUCUUAAACAUGACACUACCAAUAAUGUGUUUUGAAGCUGAAACUCAGUUCUAAGUUAUCAAGAGAACAAAACAAAUUGUGAUCAAUUUACCCUGGAGGAAAUACUGAAUUCUCUUCCCACUGUAUGUAUAACAAAUGUUCCUUUUUUUUUUGGUGGGCAGCAAAGCAAGGUUAAUUGAGCGAUAGCACUAAGUUCCCAAGGAGGCUCGAGGCGACCCAAGAGGGUUGCCCUCCAAAAUAAUUUUCAAGUAAAAAUGGAAUCAGAGUAUGCAGUCAAAAAUAUUCUAAGGAAAAAAAAAUACAGUGUUGUAUUCAAGAGUUAAUAAAAUGUGCUAUUUUUAUGAA
This is a messenger RNA of Mirounga angustirostris (Northern elephant seal), 6435 nucleotides long. RefSeq names its product histone H1.2. Gene Ontology annotation, biological process: negative regulation of DNA recombination; chromosome condensation; nucleosome assembly. The record is from RefSeq and is a predicted model, not a curated record. Gene Ontology annotation, molecular function: structural constituent of chromatin; double-stranded DNA binding; nucleosomal DNA binding. Gene Ontology annotation, cellular component: nucleosome; euchromatin; nucleus. Lineage: Eukaryota; Metazoa; Chordata; Mammalia; Carnivora; Phocidae. The transcript has 2 exons. Bases 64 to 819 code for a protein of 251 amino acids.